Molecule: messenger RNA, 1257 nt
Organism: Huiozyma naganishii CBS 8797
Lineage: Eukaryota; Fungi; Ascomycota; Saccharomycetes; Saccharomycetales; Saccharomycetaceae
Gene: UBX3
Product: clathrin-mediated endocytosis regulator UBX3
Exons: 1
Coding region: 1-1257 (418 amino acids)
Cellular component (GO): endoplasmic reticulum
Molecular function (GO): ubiquitin binding
Source: RefSeq, a predicted model, not a curated record
AUGCCCGGAGGAUUCCCCACGGAGGGGGGACCUACAGGACCAGGAAAUGCAUACCAGGAAGCGCAACAAGCUCCUCAUAUAUCUGGGAGACAAGCUGGAGUAAUAGCAAUGUCAGCACUCUUACAGAUUCCGUUACUGAUUUUGUACUAUUCCCUUACAGGUAUUAUAUUGCUUCUGGGCCUGAUUAAACCAGUGUUCAAUUUUGCGAACAUGUACAACAGGAAACAUAAAUCAGUACACGAUCAUGCUACAGAGUCCACGAGACUUUUAGAGGAACUGUCGUCACAGUCGGUCCCAAGUACGGAAGGCGCCUUCACAUUUGGGUCUGUUUAUAAUUCAGAAUCCAGUGUGAUACCGAGUAAUCUAGUACAGCAGUGUUACACAGACCUGCUAGAGCAAUGCAUCAGUCAGAUAAAAUUUGGGCUUAUAUAUAUCCACGAUCCACUAGUGCCCAAUCGAAUGGAAUUUGUGGAGAAAAUUUUAUGCUCUGAACCCUUUAUCAACGCUGUUCAGACAUAUCAAAUAUUCCUUUGGUUUGGUGACAUUACCACUCCGGAGGGUUUACAGGUCGCGAACUCCUUGAAAAUAAGACACAUGCCCUUCAUUGGUGUUCUAUCGAUGAAAGACAAUACGAGGAUGGAAUUGAUAGGGAAAUAUGAAGGGUCGCUGGAGGGAUAUACCGCCCAGAAAUUUGAUGCCAUCCUAGCGAAAGCGUAUCCUCAGCUAGUCAAACUGGCCCAGAAAAGGCAAAACAGAGAAAUGGAAAGGUUAAUCAGGGAGCAACAGGAUUCAAGAUUUAGGGAAUCUUUGAGACAUGAUCAGGAGAGGGACCGCCAAAGAAACGAAGCCGAAGAAAGAGCGCAGAAUGAGAUCCAAGAAAGAACCCUCAAACGGCAAUGGCUACUCUGGAGAAAAGCCAAUUUAGAGCCAGAGCCCACAAGGGGAUUGUAUAAUGAUGCUUGCCGUGUUGCCAUUCGUUUAGGUGACAAUAGUAGAAUAACCCGCAGCUUUUCGGCCACAUUACCAAUCGAAGAGAUAUACGCCUUUGUUGAACUCAAAAUGAACAACCUUUUGGACUCCCCUGAGGAAGACGACAAUGUGAGCGAACCCCCAACAAACUACAGACAUCGCUACAGUUUUCGACUGAUAUCCCCGGCGCCCAGGCAAGAGUUAGACCCUGAGGCUAGGAUCAAGGAUGAACCUGCCAUCUAUCCAUCAGGUACGGUAUUAUUCGAGGCUUUGGAUGAUGAUGCUUAG